AUGGAACCUAACAAAGAGCCACCCAAAGAAUGGGAAAAAUUCGACGAAUUGUCUUUAAAUGGUGUGAAAAUCUCGGUUGUCAAUGAAGAAUCGACCACUAAGCCAAAAUCGGAAGAGAAAUCGAUCGUAUCGUCACCAAAAGCUCACGGAGUGGAAAAGCCCAAUGAGGAGGUGGAGGACAAUGUGCCAAAAACUGGGAAAACCACCGAAGUGAAAGAAGCGGAUGACAAGAUUGAGGAGGUCCAUGUUCCAAGGACAACGGAGAAAGAAAUCCCGAAUCCACUCCAAUGGGAGAAAUUCGACGAAUUGUCUUUGAACGGGGUCAACGUGGCGACCGUCGACGAAGAAUCUACCAAUGAGCCAAAGUCUACAGAAAAAUCGUCAGAAAGGACACCAGAAAAAGCUCCUGAGGUGGAAAAACCCGAUAAUAAGGAGAAGGAUGAUGUCGCUAAAACUGUGAAAAAAGAGAUCCAAGAUCCUCUCCGUAUGAAAAUCACCUUUGAGUCGGAUGAUGACGAAGUCGUACAAUACGAGCCACCAAGGUCUGCUCGAGUAGGAGGGAGACCUCCUGCUGCGGCAGCAUACGAACCUAGAACUGCUCCAAUUGCGCCUGUGCCAUGCAUGCCUAUCCAGAAGAAUGGACGGUCGCCGAUUCCUUUGGAUGUGAAUCGCUUGGAAGAGGAUGAUGGUACACCACGCUACGCAAAAUCAAGUGUCCUUGUUAACCCAACUCAUGUCAAUGGAAAAGUUCUGGCCACUGUCUACCCGGAUAACAUCAUUUGUGACUGGAUUGUUCCACCACAUUAUGAUGCUCUCAGCAUGCCGUCAAUUUUGGCUAUCGAUGUUCCAGCUUUGCCCGGUCCAGACUACAUCUCCACUAUCCAAACCAUUGUCGAAAGCAGUCGCUUCAAAUUGUAUUCGACGAUCUACUCUCGCAUCAUUGCCAUCUGGAUGACAUUCUGGAUCCUUUCGCUCACCGUCACUCUUCUUCUUCAAUCGCAUGGAGGAUGGCCUGUUAUGAUUUGGUGUCUCGUAUGGACGGUGCUCCUCUUUGUUGGCAUCUACGGUUGUGCAAUGAUAAGGCGACAGAUUCGGAUCGGACUGAACCAUGUUGUCAAGAAGGCAAACAAAAUCAUUGUUGAUCGGCAUUUUCUCACUGGAGUGGAGGACCGCGGCCAACUAAGUUGCCAUAAAGUUGUUAUUCACUUCAUACGAUUCAACGUUUUAGAAUGCAGAGCCGAUAUUAUUCGUCAACUGAAAAUCAUCAAAACUGGGGGAUGCGUCUUUGGAGGAGCAAACCAACAAGAGGAUCCAAAUGAAGAGAGUAUUGAGAGAGAAGCUGCCGCUUUGAUUCUUCAAUACAGUCAGGAAUACGUCAAAAGUGUUGUUAAGAAGCGUCUCAUCUUCCCAAGCAAACCAAUACACGGAGUCUCAAACUACGCACCAAAGCACUGUAGAGCCAUGAUGUGCCUGUGCCAGUUCAUCGACGAACGUCACUUCAACCCGAAACCGAAGAAGUGGUAUGCCAAGUAUAUCUAA
Molecule: messenger RNA, 1539 nt
Organism: Caenorhabditis briggsae
Lineage: Eukaryota; Metazoa; Nematoda; Chromadorea; Rhabditida; Rhabditidae
Exons: 11
Coding region: 1-1539 (512 amino acids)
Source: RefSeq, a predicted model, not a curated record